GUAUCCAUUUCUAAUCCACCUCUGUUCCUGCGAGCUAUUUACACGCAUCCUCUCCUACUCAUCCGUUCAAUCCGUACCUAGGCGACCUUGGUAGUCGAGUGAAAUUAUAUCAGUCUAUAUAAAUCGAUAGUCAACGUUAUAUAUUCCUUAUAUAUUCCUUAAGUUAUAGGUUAUAUUAUUUAUAUUUGUCUUCUACGGAUCUGCAUCCAUUUGCAAUCAACCACCAGUGAGCCUACUCGUAUGAAAGGCGGCCCGUGACGCAGCGGUUGGACUAGAUCAUCAUCAACACACAUAAGGUUUUACCGGCAAUCAAUCCAUCUUGUUGCGUCGAUUAUCAAUUGUCAAUCAUCACAAUAGCAAGGAGUGAGUGUACCAGAAAAGAACAUCUACACCAAAGAAAAGAUGUCACAACCAACGGGAAAAGAUACACCACAAACGACACCAGCUACUUCAGAUCCAUCACAACAAAACAUUCCACAAGCUACAACCUCUUCCGCCUCGAUCCCACCACAAUCAAGAGGGCCAACGUCCCCCGAUCAAUCCACCACUACCGCCACUGCCACGACGGGAAAUCAUGAUUAUACACAAACCGAAACCGUGAAUCAAGGUAUUGCCCACCAAAGUGAUGGAGAUCAAGAUGAUCAUGUUGAAGUUGAUACCCAUAGCGACGCUGAUUCCACUUGGGACGACGACGAUGCAUCAACGGCUUCUACAUCUAUCACUUCAUCCAUGUUAAACUAUACCUACGAAAAUGGUCGUCGUUAUCAUGCCUAUCAGUCCGGUUCUUACCUCCUUCCUAAUGAUGAAGCUGAACAGCAACGACUCGAUCUCAAACAUCACGUGUUCAAGCUUAUUCUGGGUGGAAAACUAUUCUGCGCACCCAUAGAUCCUAAUCCUCAAAGAAUUCUCGAUGUCGGAACUGGAACUGGUCUGUGGGCAAUUGAAUGUGCUGAUGAAUUUGCUUCCGCUGAAGUCACCGGAACCGAUUUGAGUCCAAUCCAACCGGGUUGGGUACCACCAAAUUGUAAAUUCAUGAUAGAUGAUGCUGAGAACGAGUGGUUGUUUUCUAACAAUCGACAAUUCGAUUUGAUACACUGGAGAGUUCUUGCAUCUAGUAUAUCAGAUUGGCCAAAAUUCUUCAGUCAGGCCUAUACGCAUGUUCGACCCGGGGGAUGGGUUGAAGCACAAGAGCACGAGGUACAUAUCGAGAGUGACGACGGUACUGAUCUCAAUGCUGGAGACCUGCAAAGAUUUUUCGGGUUGAUUGACGAAGCAAGUGUUAAAAAUGGAAAGAUGAUGGAUGAAGUUGCUGGAAAUCAAAAGCAGUGGAUGAUUGAUGCUGGGUUCGUCGAUGUUCAUGAUCAAGUCUACAAGGUACCCAUUGGUCGCUGGCCCAAAGACAAAAGACUCAAGGAGAUUGGUAUGUAUUAUCAAGCUCAAUGUUUGGAUGCCGUCGAGCCAAUCAGUAUGGCGUUGUUUACGAGGGUAUUGGGGUAUAGCUUUGAGGAGGCACAGGUGAUGAUGGUGGGACCAAGAAAUGAUAUGAAGAAUCCCUUGAAUCAUGUUUACAUGAAAUUUCAUUUCGUUUAUGGAAGGAAGCCGGAGAUAUAAUGGUGGAGCUGCGGAAAUAGUGCUGUGAACAGUAGAAGAUUGCAAAUAUGGGGUUGUUUUGAUCAUUGGUUUUUUUUUGGAGCGAAGCGUAGCACCUUAUUAUUGAGGUGAAGUUCGAGAUCGAUUGAUCAUCACUUAUAUGGAGGGCUUGAGUAUGGGGAGCCAGAUGAUGCGUUGUCUUAUCAAUCAUGGUGUCUUAUUCAAAAAGAGGAAAACGGCUCGAAAACUUAUAUAUAGAUGUGCAAACGCUCGAUUGUUUAACUCCUGCAGUUGCGCUUACGAAUAAAAGUAUUUAAUUUCAAACUUUUAGAUUCAUAUAAAAAUUACAAAAAUAUGGUUCUCUUUCCUAGCUACCUAAGAAUCUUCAUCCA
This is a messenger RNA of Botrytis cinerea B05.10, 1982 nucleotides long. RefSeq lists its product as hypothetical. Bases 403 to 1611 code for a protein of 402 amino acids. Gene Ontology annotation, molecular function: methyltransferase activity. The transcript has 2 exons. Lineage: Eukaryota; Fungi; Ascomycota; Leotiomycetes; Helotiales; Sclerotiniaceae. The record is from RefSeq and is a predicted model, not a curated record.